This is a messenger RNA of Notothenia coriiceps (black rockcod), 1516 nucleotides long. RefSeq names its product cornifelin homolog B. Lineage: Eukaryota; Metazoa; Chordata; Actinopteri; Perciformes; Nototheniidae. The record is from RefSeq and is a predicted model, not a curated record. Bases 319 to 840 code for a protein of 173 amino acids. The transcript is spliced from 4 exons.
GCAUUUUACAUCUGAUAAUACAGUGCCACACGUGUGUGUUCAUGCACCCUGAUGUCUAUCUGCCCUUUUGGCAUUAGCUGUAUUAGCAGGCGGGCGAGUUAAAGUCGCAGACGGGAGACAACUACAAGACUUAUCUCUCUCACACAGCUUCUGGCCGAGCCAUCCGACAGCUGGUUUAUCUGGAGCCACACACCCUCUCACUGGGGAAGUGUCACUCCGCAGCCCCCUCCUCCUCCUCAUUCCUGCUGACUCCCUGCUCACCCUCUCCUUUCUCGCCUCCUCGCCUCUCCCCUCUCUGAAUGCCAGGAGCUUUUAGUCAUGGAGCAGACGACAGUCACACACCAACCGAGGCUCUCCGUCACAGACGCAUCAGCGAUUCAAGAGGAGGAAGAGGGGGGCUUCACCACAGGAAGUCAAGAUGACUUGGAGUCAAGCAAUAUCUAUGCAUUUACAGACCCAAUACUCACACAGCCCGGCCUCGGCAUUACCACGACAACCAUCACCACCAUCACACAGACGGGUGGGGGCUGGAGCACCGACCUGUUCGACGUCUGUGGAGACAAGACUACAUGUGUCCUCGGGGCUCUGGUGCCGUGCUGUUUGGACCUGAGUUUAGCUCACCAUUAUGGCGAGUGUCUGUGUAUUCCUCUGCUGCCAGGAUCCACUUUUGCCAUGCGAGUUGGGAUCAGAGAGCGCUAUAAGAUACGGGGCAGUGUGUGUGAGGACUGGACCGCAGUGUGUUGCUGUUACCCUCUGGCUGUAUGUCAGAUGAUAAGAGAGAUGAAGCGGAGGAUGAAGACACAGACCUAUCAUGUGUCCACUGCCCUUGAAUGCUCCUGAAGAAACUCUAUACAGUAAACAAGGACUUUCCUUUUACAAUGCAAGAACGACUGGUGAGGGUCUUAUGAGAUUACUGUAUGAAUAGCACAACAAAAUCAAUAACGUUUUAGAUGCCCCUGGGGAUGCAGGAAAAUUAGAACUGUAAAGUCUAAAUGUAGUUUGUAGUGCUUAAAAAGGCCUCAGAGAUUUUGAGAUUGUAACCAUAUUCGUUUUUUUUGCAGAACAAGAACUCAUCAGCUUUAUUUUUGAGUUAGGUGAAGCAGGUAGCAGGACGCACGCUUAUUUAGUUUCAGCAGCUGUCACUGUCAGCUAAACAUCUGGUACAGUCAGUUAACAGAAAAUAAACAAAAAACGGGCAACUUUCUUGAGUUCUGAAUACGUUUUGAAGCAUGCAAACUGAAGUUGCUUCCUGAGUAACUUGAGCAAGAUACAGCCAUAUUAUAAGUCAUUAAACCAUUUUUAAUAGAUAGAUUUUUUUAUAUGCAAUAAACAUGUUUGUACUUAUUUCUAUAGAAGUCAGUUUACCCAUAUGCCUUGGAAUGUUUACCAGUCACCACUAAUAUCUGAAAUAUCAGCCUCAGAAAACCUCUGUGCAUGGCCGCCCGAAUGGCAGUGAGAACAUGUUAGCUUCAUUACUGCUCAAUGAAAAAUUUAAUAAAGAAAACUCAGUAACAAC